Messenger RNA from Prorocentrum cordatum, 1404 nucleotides. The record is from the annotation of a GenBank genome assembly. NCBI's taxonomy places the organism in Eukaryota, Dinophyceae, Prorocentrales, Prorocentraceae.
CGACGGCAUUGCUUCGACCUGCGGCUGGAACGAGAAUUGCCAGUGCGAUUGCCCAGCGCCGGUCGUGGACAUGAUGUGCAUGCAGGUUUUUGUUGGAUUUUGCUACGCCCCCCUGCCGAAGAGCGACUACAUUGCCCUGAAAUGUGGCUUCAAUGAGAUCUGCCAGUGCGUUAUCCCCCCGGUGGCCGCGGACCUGGUGUACACGCAGGUUGCCGCUGAAUUGUGCUAUACCGUCCUGCCCAGGAGCGACGGCACUGCCGUGACAUGCGGCCUGGAUGAGAUUUGCCAGUCCGAUAUUCCCGCGCGAGUCGCUGACCUCAUGGUCACGCAGGCUGCUGCUGGAUUUUGCUAUACCGUUCUGCCCAGGAGCGAUGGCAUUGCCGUGACAUGCGGCUUCAAUGAGAACUGCCAGCGCGUUAUCCCCGCGCUGGCCGCGGACCUGGUGUACACUCAGGUUGCCGCUGCGUUUUGGUAUACCUAUGUGCCCACAUGCGACGGCAGUGUCGUGACAUGCGGCUUCAAUGAGAAUUGCCAGUGCGUCAUCCCUGCGGUGUUCGCGGACUUGUUGUGCAUGCAGGUUGCCAGUAGAUUUUGCCGCACCGUCCUGCCCAGGAGCAGCGGCACUUCCGUGACAUGCGGUUGGAACGAGAACUGCCAGUGCCAUCGCCCAGCGCAGGCCGCGGACUUGGUGAACGCGCAGAACCUGGUGGCCACGCAGGUUGCCGGUGGAUUUUGCUAUGCCGCCCCGCCUUGGAGCGACGGCGCCGCCGAGACACGCGGUUUGGAUGAGGGUGGUGAGUUCGAUAUCCCCGCGCUGGUUGCGGACCUGACGGUCGCGCAGGUUGCCUCUGGAUCUUGCUAUGCAGUCCUGCCCAGGAGCGACGGUCUUGCUGCGACAUGUGGCGCGAGUGAGAACCGCGAGUGCUCUCGUCCAGCGCUGGCCGCGGACCUGGUGCACGCGCAGGCUUCCGCUGGAUUUUGCCGCGCCGUCCUGCCCCGAUGCGACGGCACUGCCGUGACAUGCGGCUUCAAUGAGAACUGCCAGUGCGCGAUCCCUGCGCUGGUCUCGGACUUCAUGCGCAUGCAGAUUGCCGCUGGAUUUUGCUACACUCUCCUGCUCAGGAGCGACGGCGCUGCCGCGUCGCGCGGUUGGAACGAGAAUUUCCAGUGCGAUUGCUCAGCGCUGGCCGCGGACUUGGUGAAUGCGCUGAAUUUGAUGCACGCGCAGGUUGCCGCCGGAUUAUGCUAUACCGUUCUGCCGAGGAGCGAUGGCAUUGACUUGCCAUGUUUGUUGGAAGAGAACUGCCGGUGUGUUAUCUCCGCGCUGGUCGCGGACUUCACGAUCGCGCAGGUUGCCGCUGAAUUGUGCUACACCGUCCUGCCCUUGAGCGACGGCAUUGCCAU